UUCAAAUGCAUUUACCAGUGGCGCUUUUUCUUCAGCUCACUAACAAUUGGCGUUCACUGUUGCCGCUUAAAUGUUUAUCCUGCUACUGCAAUAGCGACUCGAACGCGUUUUUUAAGGACAUAUGAGGAUUAUUUUAAAAGUGCUUUUAUCGUUUUGAGUUCAGCCAUUUGCUGUGUCUCUAUACAACCCCAAAUAUGAAGUCUACAACAUGCAGUAAAGACUCUAGAGUUGUAUGCCACAUGGAGAAACCUGAAACAGACCUCGGUGAGAUAAAGGGUCGCCCUGUUUCGCCACGAAAAACGGGCAGCCCUCGCUCCCCCGCGACGGCCUACGUCUCCACCCCUCUGGAGACCAAGAGCAAAGGCCCUCACAAUAAAGAAAACUACCGGGAGAGGAACCUCAACCGGGAGGUGACAUCAGACGACGAGGUCAUUCUGAGCAGUAGCGGUUUCACCGAGGACAGCGGAUAUCUUUCCCUCCAAAACAGUCAGGUGGAGCAUGUGGAUGCGGAUGGUGCCGACUCAUUGGAGAGGAGUGAAGAGAAAUGUGUGUCCUCUCAGUCCUUGCACGUUGAGCGUCACUCUGCACCCUGUCUGCCCGUGCUCAAAUUUCAAGAAGAUGUGUGCAAAGAACUGGCGAAAAGCUUUAAAAAGAGCAAAAGUUACGAUUGGACGGUUGUUAAUAAGGUUGCUGAGAAUUGUGGUCUCCACAAUGUGAUCGGUGGGAAAAUGGGACUUGAGUUUGCUGAUAUACUGUCUGGCCUGUUGAGGAAAGACAUGCGCCACAUUCUUGCCAGGAUUUUGGGUCUGCUAGGUGAUUGCGACUUGAUCAGUUGUAAGAAAGUGAGUCGGACGUGGCAGAAAAUCAUCUGCCAGGAUAAAAUGGCCCUUCGGAGGUGCAGAGAAGCAGAGAGAAGACAAAGGGACUCUGGACGGCCUAUGGGAUCCUUGUCUCGGGACUUCACCUUAAGCAGGGUGGUGUUCUCCUGUAUGCAGGGCGUAGCCUCUACACCAAUUCACAAAGCUGUUAAGAAAGUGCAGUGCCAGACGAAUGGAGUGCAAAACACCAGAUCGAGUCGUUUCCAACAGUUUCAUCAGGUUGCUAAAUCACUAAAACAGGAUGAAUCACUACGAGCAUGCGUCCUCUGUGGCUCUCCGGCACGCUUUGAUGAUGCAAUGCAGCGGGCGGUUUGCACACGGCUUAGCUGCGCCUUUGACUGUUGCACAAAGUGUCAAUUACCGUUCCACAGUUCGGACCCGUGCCGUAGCACCGUCCGGUCUUUCUCCUCCAAUUCAUCGCAAAGGACGCUUAUCGCCGGCUCUGCUCGAAGCAAGAGGAACGUACGGCGUCUCUGAGCACCGGUGCCUUAAGAAAAAACGUUACUAAGAACUUUUUUAAAAAAGAAAUACUGCCUCUUAAAACUUUUAUUGAAUAUUUUAUCCUUGAUUGUUGCGCAUUCCUGAAUGUGACGUGAAUUUUGGCCACGUUUGUGGCCGUUGCACAAUGUGAAAAACUAUCAUUCUGUAUUCCAAAAAAAAAAGAAUUCCUAAGGGAGGUUAAACAGCCUCCUUAAGAUUGUACAUUUGAAUGUUUUAUAAGAUUUUAUAGAUGUUUUAUGAAAUCUGUGUUGUUUUGUCUUGACUGAAAUUUGUAAAUAUUUAAAUGGUUGAAUAAAGCCUUGUAUA
Paramisgurnus dabryanus is the source of this 1685-nucleotide messenger RNA. RefSeq names its product F-box protein 5 (gene fbxo5). Gene Ontology annotation, cellular component: nucleus. Gene Ontology annotation, molecular function: protein binding. The record is from RefSeq and is a predicted model, not a curated record. NCBI's taxonomy places the organism in Eukaryota, Metazoa, Chordata, Actinopteri, Cypriniformes, Cobitidae. Gene Ontology annotation, biological process: negative regulation of meiotic nuclear division; regulation of mitotic nuclear division.